Molecule: messenger RNA, 1686 nt
Organism: Melampsora larici-populina 98AG31
Lineage: Eukaryota; Fungi; Basidiomycota; Pucciniomycetes; Pucciniales; Melampsoraceae
Exons: 3
Coding region: 310-1686 (458 amino acids)
Source: RefSeq, a predicted model, not a curated record
GUCAAAGUUGACUCAUACGUGUUCCUCUACAUUAUUCUGGAUCCCUUUAUCGUGUAACUCGAAGUCGUGAUAUUAUCUUAGUCAAACUUUCUCGAUAACAAACUUUGGGCAGGUGGUAUCUUAGAAGCGUAGUCGACAAGUCUCAAGAGCUCCUCGGCUUCCGGAUUUCUUCCAAGCCCUUGAGCGGUCAAGUAUUGGAAGAAUCUGAUUCCGAUAGACUAUCCAUUUUCCAUCAAAGCUUCUCAGCCAGGUUCUCUAUCUUGAGUCUCUUGAAGAUACGAGACAAGCCCCUCGAAGAACUUUAUCAAGAUGCCAUCAUCUGAUCGCACAGCUCAACUUGGAAUUUGGCGUGAUAUCGUUGCUAGCCUUCACGAGAAUACUAAGCCAGCAGAUGAUCGUCUCGACUCUAUUCGACAGUGUUUCAAUGAACUCGAUUCGGAAGGGUUUAUUUGGUCAAAGGAAUCGAUCUUUGGUAUCUUUACUGAGCUCGGUCUAUCAAAAAUCUCACAUGGACGCUUAUCGCCUCUGAACAAUUCUCAAGGACAUGAAGUUUCCUCCGUCAAAGUCAAAGACAUCACUCAGAUUGAGAAAUCGAAACAUAAAUCUCGUCCUGUGGGACUCGCGGAUCUCCCUAUCGAAGUUUUUUACAAGAUACUCGAGCAGCUUGAUUUCAUAGCUGUGGAUGAAGUCUGGAAAAUUUACAAAGAAAAGCUCGAACGUAGGGUGAUGAUCACCGGCCCAGUUUACGGGAAUUACAUGACCUACUUGCACCGAAACUCCCCAAUCUUGAAUAGUACCCAAAGCUUUUCACUGACGUCUCGUCAGAUAUAUUCCUUAUGUCGUCCAUGGCUAUGGCGAAAACUAGAGUUUCCUUCUUCUCUUCCUGCACCAAUUGAUCUUUGGACCGAAGAUAUUCUCGUCAGACAAGGUGCCCAUGUUCAAACUUUAAAAGUCAUGCUCUCCAAGAACUGUAGUAAACCUCCGGGUCAAUUUGCGAAGGAGGAGCCCUUCUAUGACAAUCUCAGCCCUUUGUAUUAUGUCGAUCGAUUAGAACUUUAUCAAUCUAAAGAUCAACAAAAACCUGGCGAUGGCUCUUUUGGCUUCAAUCUAUCUCAACUAAAAUCGUUAUCAAAGUUAACUUUAUGGCAGAUUGAAGAUAUAGAUGUAAACUGGUGUCUUUACAAUUGGCCCAGAACGAUUACUAAGCUUAUGAUCCUAGAAUGCGGCGAUUUAUCACUGAGUUCGGCGCAUCAGAUAAUUCAUCACAUCGCCCCCCACUUGACAAAGCUUGAUCUCAAAUUUUCCUAUAAGCUUGAUGGUGACAGCUGGGAAAUCGAUCCUAGCUGGGAUACUGAAAAAAAAUUCUCUCUUCCAUUUUUGACCGAAUUGUCGCUGUCAACCCGGAACGCGCACUUGCUAGAGAGCUUUCAAGACUGUAAAUAUCUACGUCGUCUUGAAUGGACGUACAGGACUUCAAAGCAUUGCAGGUCACUGAACAUGAUGCUGUUUAAUAACACUUGGCCUCAGCUCAAGAUUUUGUAUGCAACUCAUCACUGGCGGUUAAGACUACCCGCUCUUGAUCCUCGACUACAAGAGAUAGAGGAUCAAUUAACCGUGUUGGAAAAGCAUUUUGAGCAAGCCAAUAUGGAAGGAUUCAUUCGCCGGCCUAACUUUUUUGGUCAAUAG